Messenger RNA from Bipolaris oryzae ATCC 44560, 210 nucleotides. RefSeq lists its product as uncharacterized. The transcript has a single exon. Lineage: Eukaryota; Fungi; Ascomycota; Dothideomycetes; Pleosporales; Pleosporaceae. The annotation marks the transcript as partial. The record is from RefSeq and is a predicted model, not a curated record.
ACGGAUAUAGACAGUGGCUGUAUUAACUUUGGUCGACGACAACACAAAUGGUCAAGGCACAGUUAUCUGCCCACUUUAGCACAUCAUCCGCGCUUGUCGACAAUUCCCAUCUCUACGAGCUGUCUGUACCGCAAACGGAUUUCCGACACCGUAGAGAGCAGUUUUUUAAGUUUUGGUACCGAAGAAACUUUUCUUAAAAUUUCUCCUUGA